Schistocerca gregaria is the source of this 5369-nucleotide messenger RNA. RefSeq lists its product as uncharacterized. Bases 9 to 1169 code for a protein of 386 amino acids. The transcript is spliced from 3 exons. The record is from RefSeq and is a predicted model, not a curated record. NCBI's taxonomy places the organism in Eukaryota, Metazoa, Arthropoda, Insecta, Orthoptera, Acrididae.
GUACACCAAUGGGCGACACACAGACGGCUGCAGUGUGCUGGAGCUGUCAGUUUCACAUGCCUAGCCGCGGCACAAUGCUUCUUCGUCUGAUUCUGUUUUUGUGCCUUCUGCUGUCGGAGACGGCCAACACCACCCACACGUCUACCACACCGGGAGUUACCCACGAUGACGUUACCCAUUAUUUCAUUCGGCGGGAGCCCUCCACGCUUCUUAGUGCUGCCACGUUGGCAACUGGUGCUUUCCGCGGUGCGAUAGUUCGAGAACGAGAAUUGGCGCCCAAUUUAGGCAAAAUCGAAGGCAUCAAAGGUAAUAGCAACUCCACCACUUCUCAUAGGGUGAGAGGUGCCGCAGCUGUUGCAGGUGGCGCUAAGCUGAUAGACAACGUAUGGGGUGACGUCUCACCGCUGACCACUGCACCGCAAGGGAAUGACAUCACUUCGCAGAACCUCGUCCCCGUAUCAACGGCGAUGGAAACCUCCAGACGAGGAGGCGGCCACCUAAGCAAUUUGCUCUCCAGUCAUGGGAGCAGCGAGAAAGACGGAGACAGCGGCGCGAGUGAGAAGGGAGUACACAACGCCCUGAUGAUGAUGAUGGGCACGUUGGUGAUGGGGAAGAUGGUCAUGCUGAUGCCAAUGAUGUUACUGAAGUCUGCUUCUGAACUUCUUCAGUCAUUACUUUCUCUGGCGAUGAAAGUGCUGGAGAUGGCGCAGAAAUUGCUGGAAAGAAAUUCCGAGGGUCGGAGAGGCGGCCGGCACAGCAGCGGCGGAGGGGACGUAGGCAGAGGAUCGGAGGCGACCCACAAGCAAGUCGUAGUGCUGCAGCUCCCAAAGGACCACCACGAGUCCUGGGUCAGCGACCACUCACCGCACGCCGUGGAGCAUGACAACUACGGCGGCGAGGCGCACCCGGGACAUGGCUGGAGCGAAGAGUACGCACUGCGCGCCAGCAGUUACCACCCUCAAGAGUGGUCGCCGCACGCGGGCGGCGGCGGUUGGCGGGUCUGGAACACGGAACAGCGCGCACACGAGCACCGCAGGCGCCGCGCGGGAGCGCCACAGGCUGUCCGCAGAGCCAGCGGCAACGGGACGGGUGGUCAAGGGCUCGCGUAUCGCUACUGGAUCCCGCGAGCCAAACCUCCAACCGAAGACUCUGCACUGCUAAUUGGCUGAAUCGUCUGACUCUUGGGCAGUAAACAGGCUCUGAUGUUACUACAAUGGUGGGCAGCUGGGAGGCUGAGUUGAAAAAUGUCCUGCCACUAACCAUUAACACGUUAUUACUUACUUCCGUUCAAAGUAUACUUCUCUUGCGCUGUUGAACGUCAUUUCAAGUACAGAUCUGCACCGGACUCCCGGCAGUAUAGCCUAACUACAAAGAACGAGGUGCUACUUAAAAUUUCAGAGAAUGUGAAUGUUGUGCCCGAUCAGCGGUACGAACUUCCGCCGCUAGGUGCCUGUUGCGUGCUUCAGCUGCCAGUAUUCAACGUGGCGUCAUUGUGAGUACGUCUUCUACUGUAUCUGCUAAUUUAGGAGUGGGAGACUUGAAGGUGUGGCGCAGGAAUCGAUGGUGGUGAUUGGCUGUGUGUUGUGGGGCCGUAGACAUCUCUCCAACAUUAUUUAUUAAUAACAAAACACAGCUAAUCUCUAACGGUUGCGAAAUAAUAAUAAUAAAAGAAGACAACUGGGCACAAGCUCAAGACACUGUUACCUAAAUAAACACAAAUAACAAAAGAAAGUAUCCAAAAGCUGAGGCUAAUUUUGCAAACCAAAACUAAACGUAGCAAGAAAUAGUCUAAACAACACAUAAAGAACGUCCACACUGUACUGAAAUAUGGGGAAACGUAGACUACUUCACUGAAGUCAGAAAUAUUAGGCCACAGACUAAUUAUGAGGAAAGUUAAACAAUUUAAAUAUAGCCUAACAAUAACAUAAGAGCACGCCACCAAGAUCUAAUUCAACAUAGCGCCUUACAUGACUACAACUUGUUAGAGGCAAAAGCCACUUCGCUUUGCAGUGCCCAAGAAAACACUGAACUCUACAACUGCUAGCAGAACUUAAAUGUGAAUCACAGUCAGAGCACACGUGAUUGCUCAACCGAUAUUCUCCUCGAGCGCCAACACCACGACACUCUUCUCGAACACCGCCACGGGCAGUACUCACCAGUUUGCAACCAGUACAGUCUACAGUGGAGACGCCAGAUACCGACUGCCCAGUCGGACCUGGAGCUGUGCCUGCGUGUUGAUAACAAAUUGCCACUGUCUGCCAGCUGUGGCCCUGACUUGGCACCUGACUGCCCCACUCCUGGCCAGGUACACCCGUAGUGCUCACACUGCCGUCUCGGUUGCUGCCUUAUAGAGUCCUUUCACAUUAUCCCUCAACAGACUGACUCUCUUCCAGCCACCUCCCCAUCCUCCAUAGUAAGGGGCCGCAGCCAACCGCCACUCGUGUCCCCAGACACACACCCUGCUACACUUCUCACAAGGUAGGUCUCUAGACUCGAACAGGCGUUCAAUGUUCCACUCGUAUUUAGAAGUUUGUACCACUGUGAUUAGGGUGGUGAAAGCAUUCCGUUGCGUCACUCUCAGUUUCUCCACUAUUACACUUUAAGGUUCCUCAAUAAAAUCCAUGAAACAACGCGUAGACUCGCAAUUGGCAUAUUAGGCGAAAGCUGUAUCUGAAGAAUCCUCAGAAGCACAUUCUUCAAUCAAAUUCUACUUAAAUCACAUCCUUGAAUUCUGCAACAUGUGAGGGAGUAUUGUACCCAGCCGCUUGCCAGGAAUAUUCAGCCAUAGACUGACACAUUGAAGCAGACAGCUUCUUAUGAAUAACAGAACAUAUAUUAAUAAUGAAAACUCUGCUUCCUAAUUUAGUGUCGGAGUCACUGGAGAGAGUCCUUAUACACUCCGUCAUCCUUCCUGCAUGUAUAGGGUGUUUAUAAAUGAAUAAACGGGUUUUAAAGCUUUGUAGCAUUUAUUACGUUCACCUCACUAAUAUAAAUAAUACAUCAAAUGAAAAGAGCAACUCAAACAGUUUCGUUUGUAUACCUAUACGCAAAGUGAAGAGACUAGAACGACAAAGAGUGACUGAAGAACGUGCUGAACAGGUGAGAGCCUUUCACGUGUAGCACCAAGAAAUCAGUUAGGAUGGAUAGUCGUGUUUUAGAAUUUCCAGUGAUGUCUCAGGAGGCGCUUACAACUACGUCCUCAUCGUCUGCAGUUAUUAUAAGCUGUAAAAAGCCUACAGCGUACGGUUUGUGUGUCAGCUUUGUAAAGGAAACGUUACUGGCGGAGAUGAAGAUAUUCUGGAUCGCGUCGUCUUCGGCAAUGAGUUGACAUUUCACCUGAGUGAACACUUUCAAGAAAAACUAUUUCAGCUGCUCUUUCAUUUGAUGUAUUAUUUAUAACUGUAAGUUGAGUGUAAUAAAUGCUACAAAGGCUUAGAACCCAUGCAUUCAUUUUGAAACGCCCCGUAUUUUAUAUUGCCGGAAUGAUCAUGAAUUAAAUGCCUUUAACGGCAAAUCAAUAAUUUACUAUUGUCGUGCCCUUGUGUGGACUCUGCGAAUCACAAAGUAGUAUAAAACAUCAUCAACAACAUGCACGAAAAAAAUUUGAAAUGGUCUUUUGACAUUUUCCCACUUGUGCUAGUCUCCAAAUGCAUGUUUGAUGACAGACUGUCUUCAAUAGCUUUUUUAGCUUUCGUGUCGAACGUUUUUCUUGAAGAGAAAUAUAGUUUUUUGGUAGUUGUCCAUUCAUUGAAAGCCAAACAUUUAUUAUAUGAGUUUUGAGUUGUAUCGUGUGCAGAGUGGACCAAGCCAACUCUUGAGUUUUCCCGCUUUUUGGAUAGUGUCACACCAAACGCUAGUUCGUAAUUAAAUCCACUUUGAUCAGUGUUCUGUAGAGUAAUUGUAUCAGGAAACUUGCAGUUUUCUGCUUUAUUUCUUGGAGAAAAUGGACACCAAACUGACGGAGAUAUUGGUCUUCAAGUACACAUCUGAAAGCUGUGGUGAGAAUAUGGCGCAUUGCGCAUUCUUUCUUGAGACGUUCUGCGAAAGCUGUAGAACAUUUAAACUUUGUGUGCCCAAUUUCUCUUGGUUUUUGCGUUGGGCGUAACUUCCGGUGCCAGAAACACAUUUUCUUUCAUUCCUUACUGUGUCUAACUGGGACAGAAUAUGUUGUUUUAUCUAUAGUUCUUUGAUUGCCUUGAUUCCUUGAAAUGCAUGUGCUUUAGGUCUUUUUCUCUUCACGCAAAUAUUGCUUUGAUGUUCGAAUGCUUUUUAUAGAUGCAUAUCUCUUCAUUAACGAGCUGUGGGUCAAAACCUUACAUGGAGAUGCAUGAUAAUCAUCUUAAAUACUUUCAAGACGUUCCUACGAAAAUUUUGUUAACAUACUAACAAUAUUAGAUUUCUUUCCUGCUGAAAGUUCACAGUCAUCACCUCUUUGAGGUGUACUGUUUUUGUCAUUGCCACUAGUACUACAAUCUGAAAAGCUGCUAAUCGCGUUAUCGUCAACAAAGUCGUUUCUUUAUCCACUAUCUAUCCACUGUAACUUCACUUGAGCACUGAAAUGAAUAUUUACGUAUCUGAAUAAUCAGAUCCAUCAAAAACAUUUCGUAAGUGUCAUUAUCCUGUCCUACACCAUCUUCCGCAAGCCUUCUUAACGUGGAUGUUACAAUAUUUAAAACGUUCCUAACAUUGAGGAUUUGGUCAUUUUUGCUAUACAUGUAUGACUCUAUGAAACGCGUAUACUAAACAGACAAACUACAUGCUGAGGUAACUGGUUGACUAAUGUGUUAACCCUUUCUGUUCUCCCCUCCCCUCCCCCCCUCCCUCUACCGCGACUGCAAGCGCUGUUGCGUACAACACAGUCACACACCAUGGCAGGUGUGGUUAGAAAUGUGAUAUGGGUCUGUGGGUAUGAGUAACGUGGGUACGUGCUGAAAUACAAAUUCCCGUUGGAGCCGGGAGACAUCCCUUGUCAGCUCCGCUGCUGCCCGACCAGCUGUCGGACCGCCACACUGCACUGGCCGGCCCACGCUCCGUUCACACGAGGCCGCUCGCCUGUAUUGUCAGCUUGCUGACCGUGAUUCGCGUUUCCAGACGUGCACUCCAGGAUCAGACGAUGUCUCCGACAACUCGGGAUGCAUCCACUCCGGCACGAAGCCAGCACCAGAGGGCCCGUCGUCCAUGGAGCGACGCUCCUCUCCCAAGUGUUGUCUUGUAGCUGACUGAUUACCAGUUGAGGACGGCCGAUAUUAUUCAGUGCACUGAAAUAUGAACUGUCUUGAAAGACUAAACAGUGUGAGGGCCUAAGAUUUUGAUCAUUUUGUCUGAGCUAAUAAACGGACGAUCUGCUAUUUGGAAAAUGAUCGUAUAGA